UCCUCAGAGUUAUUGUGUCUCCAUAAGUAACCAAUAUUGGUGGCUUAAAUUGUGAGAGUUAAGCCAUAUAUUCAACAUUUUGCUGGGGACCCAUCUAAGGUCCCUUGCGGUCCUAGAACUCUUUGAGAACCAGCAAGUUAGAUCAGCGGUGUCUCCUCCCAGCAUGUGGUAACGCCCUCUCUGGUCAUGGAGAUAAAAAGUCUGUUCCUCUCCGCUCUGUCCACGCACCGUUAGCAGCCCAUGAACACAUCACCGAGGCGUGUGUUUGCCCACCCUAUCCAUUCCUGUCCAGCCUGAGCUCCCUGCUCCCAUGUUUUGAACCCGCUCCGGGCGGAGACAGUUCACCAUGUCCACCGGGUCUCUCAGCGAUGUCGACGACGAGCUCCUGGACGGCAUCCUUAAGUUUGGCUCUUCCGGUAAGGACUCCAACGAGAGCACGGAGGAGAGCUCCAACUGCGAGGGCACUUGCGCAAACGACGACCGGAGAGGCGCGCCGGGCAAGAAGAGGAAGACAGCGUCUAGGAAAACGGGACCCAAAGGUGUGGCACAGCAGGAGGGCAAGCAGGUGCAGAGGAACGCUGCCAACGCCCGGGAGAGAGCCAGGAUGCGGGUCCUGUCCAAAGCCUUCUCCCGGCUGAAGACCUCUUUGCCCUGGGUACCCCCGGACACCAAGCUCUCCAAACUGGACACACUGCGCCUGGCGUCCAGCUACAUUGCGCACCUCCGGCAGAUACUGUCCAACGACAAAUAUGAAAACGGAUAUAUUCACCCCGUUAACCUGACGUGGCCUUUCAUGGUUGCAGGUAAGCCGGAGAACGAAUUGAAGGAAAUGCUGAGCACAACAAGGUUAUGUGGAACAACGGCGUCUUGAUGCAAAACCAAUCGGACACCUCUACACCUCUUUUUAAAGGAGCUAUGAUUUUUUUUUUCCCCAAGAAGAAAAACAAAAAGAUUGUGACAGAAAUUGACGUGUCAUCUCUGCAGACUUUGAGUGGGAAUAACGGAGGGAGGGUUGUCUUCUCUUCUUCGUUCCCGUAAAAACAAUUUUUAUUUAAAUGCAUUCUGUCACUUAUUUGUCUUUGCUGGUUCAAAGAUAAACUGCGUGCUUUUAAAUUGCUUUUUUUUAAAUACUCUGCAGAUGCAUUUUUUUACUUACUGCAGGCCUGUUUUGGCUGCUGCUUUGUGAUGGAUGGAUGUGUCCACUGUCUCAAAUGGUUGUACAGAUUACAUGUUAUAAAUAUAUAUUUGUAUCACUUUUACA
Molecule: messenger RNA, 1261 nt
Organism: Thunnus maccoyii (southern bluefin tuna)
Lineage: Eukaryota; Metazoa; Chordata; Actinopteri; Scombriformes; Scombridae
Gene: tcf21
Product: transcription factor 21
Exons: 2
Coding region: 347-871 (174 amino acids)
Biological process (GO): developmental process; regulation of transcription by RNA polymerase II
Molecular function (GO): RNA polymerase II transcription regulatory region sequence-specific DNA binding; DNA-binding transcription factor activity, RNA polymerase II-specific; protein dimerization activity
Source: RefSeq, a predicted model, not a curated record